Neltuma alba is the source of this 1616-nucleotide messenger RNA. Its product is annotated as transcription termination factor MTERF6, chloroplastic/mitochondrial. The record is from RefSeq and is a predicted model, not a curated record. Gene Ontology annotation, molecular function: double-stranded DNA binding. Gene Ontology annotation, biological process: regulation of DNA-templated transcription. The coding region runs from base 409 to 1431 and encodes 340 amino acids. Lineage: Eukaryota; Viridiplantae; Streptophyta; Magnoliopsida; Fabales; Fabaceae. The transcript has 2 exons.
CACUCGCCUCAUCCUCUCUCACUUCAGAGUGUAGGGAGAGACACUGCCGUGUUCUAAUUCUUCUGCCACAGCUCUCCAUUUCCUCGCUUUCACCUCUUCUAUCUCUGUCACUGAGAAAAUUUGCCUUUUGGUUUUUUAUUAUCUUCAGCUCUUUUCACAUGGAUUUGCAUCAAGGAUAGCGAAUUGCUAAGUCGUAGUUCGAUUUCCUUUGUCGAUCCUUCGGGUUUGAAGUUUUCAAGCAUUGUCGGACUCGAUUUCGCUUGUGAGGUUGAUAAAACUGGUCAAGAACUCUUUGGAGGACUUUGUGUUAGGUGGCGUGGCAGAGCUUCAACCGCAGCUGAGCACGCAAACACAUGCUUUUUCUUUGUCUGAGAACUCAGAAGUUUUGAAUUUUCUCCAUUGAAUAACAUGGAAAUCUCUAGCACCUUUAGUGGCGGUGGCAUGAUGUGGUUUUUUAAGGAUAAAGGAUUUGAUGAUAAAAGCAUACAAGGAAUGUUCAGGAAGUGCAAGCGCCUUGAGGUUGUGCAUGAAGAAAGAGCAUCUGAGAAUUGGGCCUAUUUGACAAGCAUUGGCAUUCAAGAGAGGAAACUCCCAUAUAUUGUUUCAAAAUGUCCCAAGAUUCUUACGCUUGGCCUUAAUGAGAAGAUAGUUCCCAUGGUUGAAUGCCUCAAGACGCUGGGAACAAAACCCAAUGAAGUUGCUUGUGCCAUAGCCAAGUUCCCUCAUUUACUCUCACAUAGUGUGGAAGAGAAGCUUUGCCCUCUGUUGGCUUUCUUUCAAGCAUUGGGCAUCCCUGAAAAGCGACUUGGAAAAAUAAUACUGCUCAAUCCCAGGCUUAUCAGCUACAGCAUUGAAACAAAGCUCACAGAAAUUGUGGACUUCCUUGCUAGCCUUGGUCUUAAUAAAGAUGGAAUGAUUGGAAAAAUUUUAGUGAGGAACCCGUAUAUUAUGGGAUACAGCGUUGAUAAAAGACUCCGCCCCACUACUCAGUUUCUGAAGUUAAUAGGUCUGACUGACUUCGAACUCCAAGUGGUAGCUGUGACCUUCCCAGAAGUCUUGAGUAGAGAUGUGAACAAGGUUUUGGAGCCCAAUUAUGCCUAUUUAAAGAGAUGUGGAUUCCAAGACAGACAGAUAGUUGCUUUGGUAGUUGGAUUUCCUCCAAUCCUUAUCAAGAGCAUUCAAAAUUCUCUAGAACCCAAGAUAAGGUUUCUUGUAGAUGUGAUGGGGAAACAAAUCCAUGAAGUUGUUGAUUAUCCUGGCUUCUUUCGUCAUGGUCUGAAGAGAGAAAUUGAGUUGCGGCACAAAUUUUUAAAGCAGAGGAACUUAAAUUGUAGCUUGAGUGAAAUGCUUGACUGUAAUAAGAAGAAGUUCUUCUUAAAAUUUGGUUUGUUAGAAGGACAUGUAUUGAGUAAUAAGGUUUCGUCCCGCUGAUAUCUUAUCAUUUUUGUAUAACUGGCUCAGUUUAGUUGUCAUUAUCAGAUUUCUGCCCUUGAUGUGGAUUCUUUUAAGUAGUUCAAAGUGUUGGGCAUUCCAAUCAUAUCUAAUUUAUUUCGAUUGAAAUUUCCAUGUCAAGGUCUUCUGAGAUGAUAGGUUAUCUCUUUUCUGAAGUUUGUAUA